Messenger RNA from Plectropomus leopardus (leopard coralgrouper), 1665 nucleotides. RefSeq names its product NFKB activating protein (gene nkap). Gene Ontology annotation, biological process: regulation of gene expression. NCBI's taxonomy places the organism in Eukaryota, Metazoa, Chordata, Actinopteri, Perciformes, Serranidae. The record is from RefSeq and is a predicted model, not a curated record. Gene Ontology annotation, molecular function: chromatin binding. Gene Ontology annotation, cellular component: nucleus.
AGGGACGGACGUAUCGGUACUUCCUGUUAUUGAACGCAAAGAAGACGAUUAGAAACAUCAACACUGACGCGUUUUCAUUUCUCUCCUUUUCUCCCUCUCAGGUCACCUUGUUUUCGUUAGUGUGUCCGGUAGUUCCGGUGACAGUGAAGCGGUCGGUCGGGAUGCCCCUGUCGGAGCGCUCGAGCUCAGACGGCGGCGGGGAGCCUCGCAGUCCUCGCGCCCGGAGACAGCGGACUCGCUCGCGCAGCCGCCACCGCAGCGACAGCCGCGAGCGCAGCCUGUCUCCGUACAGCUUCGGGCCCAAACUCCCGAAACCCCGCAACCGGGAGAAGGAGCACGAGGAGCGGGACCGCCGGUUCCGAGAGGCCAGAAACAUCAGGCGGAUCCGUAUCGGGAGCCCCCGCAGGUCCAGAUCCAGGUCCAGGUCCCGGUCCCGGUCCAGAGACCGACACAACAACAGUCACAACCACUGGAGCGAGCAGCGGGACGGUCCCGGUAAACACGGCGGCUUCAAAGAUGAUUAUUACUACGAGCAGCAGAGAGACGACGCUCAGAGACAGAGACAGGAGGCGUUUAUCGCCAGGCGUCUUCAGGAGAGGGAGAGGAUCGGGGAGUUGGGCUGUCCUGAAGUUUGGGGAUAUUCACCCAGAGUGAAAGAGCCUGACUCUGAUGAAUUCACACCAGUCGAAGAAGACGAGAAAAACAGCAGCUCCGAGUCGAGCUCAGAAGAAGAGAAGAAGAAGAAAAAGAAGAAGAAGAAAUCCAAAAAGAAAAAGCACCAAAAACACUCAGAGGACAGCGAGCUGGAAUCAGACUCAGAUGAGGAAGAAAUAAAGAAGAAGAAAAAGAAAAAGAAGAGCAAGAAGUCAAAGAAGUCCAAGAAGAAGAAGGCAAAGAAGAGCCGCAAAGAGUCCAGCAACUCCAGCAGCGAAGAGUCGGAGGAGGAAGAGGAGGAUCCCAACGGGGUGAUGUGGGUGGAGAAAACGUGCAUGGAUGAACAUGUGGUCGGCCCCGAAGCUCCGCUCACGCACAUGUCGCAGGAUGACAGACCUCUGGAUUUUGGUCAUGCGCUGUUGCCAGGUGAAGGUGCUGCGAUGGCGGAGUACGUAAAAGCAGGCAAACGUAUCCCCAGAAGAGGUGAGAUCGGUCUCACCAGCGAUGAGAUCGCAAACUUCGAGAAAUCUGGCUACGUGAUGAGCGGCAGCAGACAUCGUCGUAUGGAGGCCGUGCGUCUGAGAAAGGAAAACCAGAUCUACAGCGCGGACGAGAAGAGAGCUCUGGCCUCGUUCAACCAGGAGGAGAGGAGGAAGAGAGAGAGCAAGAUCCUGUCGAGCUUCAGGGAGAUGGUUUACCGAAAAACCAAAGGCAAAGAGGAGAAGUGAAUUUCACGUCUGUACAGAUUAUAUGACACCUUUACCGUCUGUCCUGAGGUAUCAGUGUUUUAUUUUUUGGAAGAUGAUCCCAUUCAGAUGUGGUUAAAUGUACAGUGUGGAGGGACGAUCUUAACUGUAAAGAAAUGUGUUUACGUGACUCUAAGAAGUUUUUCUUGUUUUAUAUUUUCCAUCAUAUUUACUCAAAGGAAUCUUCCCUUCAAAUUGUUCAACCUUCAUUUUCUCUCGCAAAUGUUUUAUCCUGAUCAGAACGGUAAUAAAUUUUCAUUAUGAA